Molecule: messenger RNA, 1628 nt
Organism: Pieris rapae (cabbage white)
Lineage: Eukaryota; Metazoa; Arthropoda; Insecta; Lepidoptera; Pieridae
Product: proteoglycan 4-like
Exons: 2
Coding region: 39-1559 (506 amino acids)
Source: RefSeq, a predicted model, not a curated record
GAAUUCAAGUUGUGACAACUAUUGUGGCAAAUUUCAAAAUGAAGAUUCUUCUAUGUAUCACAAUUUUUUCAAUAAUAGCUUUGUCUAUCGCUGCACCUCCAGACCCCUAUGACUCCGGUGGGGAAAACCUAAAAAAAGCUAAGCCAAAAGAAGCAGAUGAGGCUGAACCGGAACCAGCAGAAGCUGAUAAGCUAGAGAACUUUGCUGCAAGGCCAAGUAAGCUUGGACCUCAUCGCCCAAAGAAAGCAGAUGAGGCUGAACCGGAACCAACAGAAGCUGAUAAGCUAGAGAACUUUGCUGAAAGUCGGAGGAGGAAGAGGAGGCGUGGACCUCGUCGCCCAAAGAAAGCAGAUGAGGCUGAACCGGAACCAGCAGAAGCUGAUAAGCUAGAGAACUUUGCUGAAAGGUCAAGUAGGCGUGGACCUCGUCGCCCAAAGAAAGCAGAUGAGGCUGAACCGGAACCAGCAGAAGCUGAUAAGCUAGAGAACUUUGCUGAAAGGUCAAGUAGGCGUGGACCUCGUCGCCCAAAGAAAGCAGAUGAGGCUGAACCGGAACCAGCAGAAGCUGAUAAGCUAGAGAACUUUGCUGAAAGUCGGAGGAGGAAGAGGAGGCGUGGACCUCGUCGCCCAAAGAAAGCAGAUGAGGCUGAACCGGAACCAGCAGAAGCUGAUAAGCUAGAGAACUUUGCUGCAAGGCCAAGUAAGCUUGGACCUCAUCGCCCAAAGAAAGCAGAUGAGGCUGAACCGGAACCAACAGAAGCUGAUAAGCUAGAGAACUUUGCUGAAAGUCGGAGGAGGAAGAGGAGGCGUGGACCUCGUCGCCCAAAGAAAGCAGAUGAGGCUGAACCGGAACCAGCAGAAGCUGAUAAGCUAGAGAACUUUGCUGCAAGGCCAAGUAAGCUUGGACCUCAUCGCCCAAAGAAAGCAGAUGAGGCUGAACCGGAACCAACAGAAGCUGAUAAGCUAGAGAACUUUGCUGAAAGUCGGAGGAGGAAGAGGAGGCGUGGACCUCGUCGCCCAAAGAAAGCAGAUGAGGCUGAACCGGAACCAGCAGAAGCUGAUAAGCUAGAGAACUUUGCUGAAAGGUCAAGUAGGCGUGGACCUCGUCGCCCAAAGAAAGCAGAUGAGGCUGAACCGGAACCAGCAGAAGCUGAUAAGCUAGAGAACUUUGCUGAAAGGUCAAGUAGGCGUGGACCUCGUCGCCCAAAGAAAGCAGAUGAGGCUGAACCGGAACCAGCAGAAGCUGAUAAGCUAGAGAACUUUGCUGAAAGUCGGAGGAGGAAGAGGAGGCGUGGACCCCUUCGCCCAAAGAAAGCAGAUGAGGCUGAACCGGAACCAGCAGAAGCUGAUAAGCUAGAGAACUUUGCUGAAAGGUCAAGUAGGCGUGGACCUCGUCGCCCAAAGAAAGCAGAUGAGGCUGAACCGGAACCAGCAGAAGCUGAUAAGCUAGAGAACUUUGCUGAAAGUCGGAGGAGGAAGAGGAGGCGUGGACCCCUUCGCCCAAAAAAAGCAGAUGAGGCUGAACCGGAACCAGCAGAAGCUGCGGAAUUUGGGUUCUAACUUAUCAGACGAGGAGAAGAAAAUUAAGAAAAACAGGCAUAAUUAAUAAUAAUAAUUUGUUUAGUCAGU